Molecule: messenger RNA, 1137 nt
Organism: Trichoderma citrinoviride
Lineage: Eukaryota; Fungi; Ascomycota; Sordariomycetes; Hypocreales; Hypocreaceae
Exons: 5
Coding region: 1-1137 (378 amino acids)
Biological process (GO): regulation of transcription by RNA polymerase II
Molecular function (GO): DNA-binding transcription factor activity, RNA polymerase II-specific
Source: RefSeq, a predicted model, not a curated record
AUGGCCGAGUUAAAGGACGAAGACGAAGACUCUGCUCUGUGGUGGCCGUUGGACAUUGAGAAAUCGUGUGCCCAAUGGAAAGAGUCGGGGAAGCCGCCGUUUGUAUCGUUGUCGCCGUCUCCGAGCUGGCAUACCAUGGCGAUGAAGGACUUGCGGUACAUUUACAAGAUGGCUCUGGUGGCCAACAUUCUCGACCUGAGCAAGACAGCCGACAUUUGUCUGUUAUGGGGUGAUAUGAGAGUGCUCUUCCAGCUCGCAACGCAAUACGACUUUGUCGCUCACACCUUGGCCGCAACAUCGGCACAGAGACUUGCAUUGACUACAAAGUCACACGAAGCUGCCGAGGAUGCCUAUCACUACCGAAAACAAGCUCUCCACGGGCUGUACCGCGCAAUGGGCUGCUUCUCCGAGUGCAAUGCCGACGCAAUCCUAGCCGCAGCCCUGGGGUGCUCGUAUAUCAUGUCCGACUACCGCUCCCUCAUGGCGCUGGCAGGGAAUAUCUCAACAGUGGCCAGCCGGAUGAAGCCCUGGCUGAAACGGUCGGCCUUUCACCGAAUCUUCACAUACGAGCCCCCGUACCCGGAAAAAGAAGAGCAGGCCGCCUCGUCACCCCCCGAGAUCGAAGACGUGGAACACCGCUUUGCCCUGGUCAAGAAGCUCCUGGCCGAGGGCAUCGGCUCCGUCAACGGCCUCGCCUUCUGCUUCCAGGGCGACCGCGACCUCUCCGCCAUGCUCCGCCAGCUCCGCGACGUCAUGCGCCUCGUCCACGAACGCCUCGGCACCGACAUCCCGAUCGAAGACCAAUACCGUCUGAUCUACCCCUUUACGGCGUGGUUCGUCAAGAGCUCGGCCGCCUCGUACGUCUCCCUCAGCGCAAAGUGCCCGUUCCUGCUCGUCUUCCUGCUGCACAUGUACGCGGUCGUCGUCGCCCUCGCGGCGGCCCUGCCCCAGAUCGACGUGCCGCUGUUUGCAAAGUUUCGGCUGCGCGCCAUUCUCGAGAUUUGCAGCAUCUUGAAGAAGGAGCCGGGCUUCUUGUGCCAGCGGUGCGGUGGGUUUCACGCGUACGAAGAGGUCAUGGCGUUUCCCCUGAGUAGUGUGUCUGUGUAUCAGCAGAUUGGAAGGGAGACGGGCCUUUGA